This is a messenger RNA of Peromyscus maniculatus bairdii (prairie deer mouse), 2552 nucleotides long. RefSeq names its product alpha-1,6-mannosyl-glycoprotein 2-beta-N-acetylglucosaminyltransferase (gene Mgat2). Gene Ontology annotation, biological process: oligosaccharide biosynthetic process; protein N-linked glycosylation. Gene Ontology annotation, cellular component: Golgi stack; Golgi membrane. Gene Ontology annotation, molecular function: alpha-1,6-mannosylglycoprotein 2-beta-N-acetylglucosaminyltransferase activity. Lineage: Eukaryota; Metazoa; Chordata; Mammalia; Rodentia; Cricetidae. The record is from RefSeq and is a predicted model, not a curated record.
CGGAGGGUGUGGGCCGGAGGGCCCGGGCGCUCGCAGGCCAGUCGCGGCUUGUCAGAACGGUCGCCGCCGGAGCGGGGCGAGGCUGCGGCGCCCGGUGGCUGCGUUCGGCGGCGCGAGCGAGGAUGAGCGCGCAGAGGACGCAGGGCCACGGGCAGCGCAGGUAACGGAGCCGGGGUUGCGGCGGCCGCGGCUGGGUUUCUUCCGGGACCCCGGGGGAGGGGGUGUUGCUGAAUGGAGAGGACCGAGGCGACGCUGAGCCCCGGCUCGUAACGGCGGGGCCGGCUGCUUGAGCUGCAACUGCCGGAGAAGGAUGUGCCGAGCCCGGGCGGCGCGAGGCGGCUGAGCCUUGGGGCCCCCAGGACGCCGGGGCCGGGGAUGAGUUAGCGAGGGCCGCCGCCGGGGCCAGUUCCGAGGGCUACAGGCCAAGGCGACGGCGCCGCCCGCCCGCCCCUUCCGUGCAGAGGCCGCCGCCAGCUCCUUUCCGCGCCCGCGCUCCCGGCCCUGGAGACCAUGAGGUUCCGCAUCUACAAACGGAAGGUGCUGAUCCUGACGCUCGUGGUGGCCGCCUGCGGCUUCGUCCUCUGGAGCAGCAAUGGGCGACAAAGGAAGAGCGACGCCCUCGCCCCGCCGCUGCUGGACGCGGAGCCCCCGCGGGGUGCGGGCCACCUCGCCGCCGCCGUGUCCGUAGGCAUCCGCAGGGUCUCCAACGAGUCGGCGGCUCCCCUGGUCCCCGCCGCCCCGUGGCCGGAGGUGGACAACCUGACGCUGCGGUACCGGUCCCUGGUGUACCAGCUGAACUUUGAUCAGAUGCUGAGGAAUGUCGAUAAUGACGGCACCUGGAGCCCCGGGGAGCUGGUGCUGGUUGUCCAGGUGCACAACCGGCCCGAAUACCUCAGGCUACUGCUAGACUCGCUCCGAAAAGCCCAGGGCAUUAAUGAAGUCCUAGUCAUCUUUAGCCACGACUUCUGGUCGGCAGAGAUCAACCAGAUGAUAGCUAAGGUGGAUUUCUGCCCGGUUCUGCAAGUGUUCUUUCCAUUCAGCAUUCAGCUGUACCCGAGUGAGUUUCCGGGGACUGACCCCAGAGAUUGCCCCCGAGACCUGAAGAAGAAUACAGCUCUGAAGUUGGGGUGCAUCAAUGCCGAGUACCCCGACUCCUUCGGCCACUACAGAGAGGCCAAAUUCUCGCAAACCAAACAUCAUUGGUGGUGGAAGCUGCAUUUUGUGUGGGAGAGAGUCAAAGUUCUUCAGGAUUACACUGGCCUUAUACUUUUCCUGGAAGAGGACCAUUACUUAGCCCCAGACUUUUACCAUGUCUACAAAAAGAUGUGGAAGUUGAAGCAGCAGGAGUGUCCUGGGUGUGAUGUCCUCUCCCUAGGGACCUACACGGCCAGACGGAGUUUCUAUGGUAUUGCUGACAAGGUGGAUGUGAAAACUUGGAAAUCCACAGAGCACAAUAUGGGGUUAGCCUUGACCCGAGAUGCAUAUCAGAAGCUGAUCGAAUGCACAGACACUUUCUGUACUUACGAUGAUUACAACUGGGACUGGACUCUUCAGUACUUGACUGUAUCUUGUCUUCCUAAAUUCUGGAAAGUCUUAGUUCCUCAAGCUCCUAGGAUUUUUCAUGCUGGAGACUGUGGUAUGCAUCACAAGAAAACGUGUAGGCCGUCCACCCAGAGUGCCCAGCUUGAGUCGUUGUUAAAUAAUAACAAACAGUACAUGUUUCCAGAAACUCUAGUUAUCAGUGACAAGUUUUCUAUGGCAGCCAUUUCCCCACCUAGGAAAAACGGAGGAUGGGGAGAUAUUAGGGACCACGAACUCUGUAAAAGUUACAGAAGACUGCAGUGAGAAACUCAUCACAACUGCAGAAGUGGCAGUCUUCUGUUUUUAUAUUUCUCUCAAUGGAAUAUACAGUUGACUAAAGGGUAUAGGAACUGGUUUUUGCUUUAAUACAUAAACAGAUUUCUUGUAAAAGGUGUCCAAAUAUAUAGUAAUCCUUUUCAGUUAUGUCUGAUUAAAAUUUCAAACUGAAAUUUUCAUUUUGGAACUUGGGUUUUAAAAUUCAGUCUGUAUCUGCUUAGUAACAAUUCGAUUAUUAUUGAUUAAAAAAAAAUUUAUUUAAAUCGCAUCUGUUAACCUUUUUAUCUAAAACUUUGUAUACUUUUUCCACUUUCCAAACUUAUUUUAAGUACAGCAAGAUUUAUUCAAGAUGUCACAGCAGUAAAAAGUAUUACAAUGAAACUACUAGAGUAUUACUGGAACAAACCCAGUUUUACUGUUGACAGUUAUUAGGAAGGAAUUGUCUGACUGUUAAUAACUCAGAAGUUCGUCUGUUAAACAACCCGUCCGAAGAGUCAUUUCAGUAUUCCUGAUUCCUGUGCUGUUGUGUUAAGAUUUGCCUGUGCUUUCAGCCUUCAUAUUACAUGAUUUCUGUUGGAAUGUAUUCGGUUAAUAAGAAAGUUUAAGCACUGUUUUCACCUCAAUGUAGAAAUACAGUGUUUUUUUUUUUUCUUUUUAGUGCUGCCAAAAUAAAAUACUCAUUUUUUGCAUAAAAA